GUUUUUUUUUUUUUUUUUUUUUUUUUUUUUUUUUGGUCCUCUGGAUUAUCGCUGCCCAGCAACACGGCCACCUGACAACUCUGAAUGUCGUAAUUAAGGUGAAUCAAUGAGCCAGCUAUGGAGACCAAAAGAUACCAAAGUUUCUUUGAUGGAAGUGAUACAGAGAACAGAUGGUCGCAGGUCCCCAUCACCAUGGAGCACUGCAGCAGCACAGAGGAUUCAAGUCUGACUAGCAGCGAUAUCCUGAUGGACAUAGUCGAUGUCAGCUGCCCUGCUGGAAGCCCAGCCACCGACUGUAAAGACAACAAUACAAAGAAGCAGGAGCAGCCGAUGCUUCGGCUCGGCCAGAACCAGCCAUUUGUUCUCCCACACUUCAACAACUCCCUCCAUGGUCAUAAGCAGGACAUGGACUCUAAAGAGCUUUCCAAGACCGUGGCUGAGUCUAUGGGCCUGUAUAUGAAUGCUGCCAGGGAGGCAGACUUUGCCUUUAGCCAUCACGGGGGCAAUAGCAGCCCUGGGAAGAUGUAUACAGUGUGUGGACGGGCUCUAGAGGAGACCCAGUGUGGAUCCACAAAGAGCCCCAAGUUAAAGCCAUUUGGGUUCCAGCAGUCCAGCACCACUCCCAGAGAAUGCACCACUGGGACUCCAGUGAGCUCGGCCUCAAUGCUGGCCUCAUCUCUGUCCUGCAGCCCCCAGACCUCCAGCUCCAUCUCCAGCCCAGGGGGCAGCAACAAUAUGGUGUCGUCAACCACCAGUCCUCUUAUGUGUUUUGGACCGGUGUGCUCGUCCGUCAAUAGUCCUGUCAGCCAGACGUCUUGUGCUGCAGCUCUGGCCAACAUCAAGCGCAGGAAUUCAGCCACAUGUAGCCCCGUGGAGUCCAGCACAGUGGGCUCACCACCUCUCACCAGCCCGCACAACGUCAUGAGGUCCCCCAUGUCCAGCCCCCAGAGUAUGAGUAGUGUGAGAUCGCCUCCGUCCUGCAGCACCAGCUGUAACAUUAGGUCAUGUGUCUCGAGCCCCACAGGUGGCUGCUGCACCAGCACUGCCAACAACGGCAACACAGCAAGGCCCUCCAUCUCCAGUCCGGGCAAAGUGGGCACCAUGGCUGUCAGCAGCCCACAGAACCCCUCCUCGGGUGGGUUUCCUGUGUGCAGUCCUGCUGGCGGACUGGGUUUGGUGCAGAAUGACACCAACAGCCCAGAAGCAACAGGUCUGACCAGAGACACGGACUUCAAGAACUUUGAAUUCCCUAAAGUAGAGAUGGUAGAUGGGGAGGUGUUCAAUGUCGGCUUAGACCAGAUGGGCAUGGUUAAGUACAUUAAGAACGAGCCUGGAACUGACUUCAGGAGCAUGUGUUUAGGCGGCUCCAAAUGUAAUGUGAGUAGCACACCUUUUAUCACACAGAUCAAGAGUGAGCCAAACAAAGAUGAGGGAUGUAUGAACCAACAGCCCUAUGGUGAGCAGUCACCAUCCCAUAGUCUCUAUCCUGCGUCUGAGACCACCUACUUGUCCUUGAGGAAUAACAUUGAUGAAUACAGUCUUUCUGGUAUCUUAGGACCCCCUGUCCCCUCUAUGAAUGGGACCUAUGAGCCGGAUGUGUUCUCCAACAAUGUCCUGUCUAAAGGGGUUAAGCAGGAGACCACUGAUGGCGGCUAUUACCAAGAGAAUAACAGCAUGCCCACAUCGGCCAUUGUUGGAGUUAAUUCCGGUGGACAUUCAUUCCAUUACCAGAUUGGAGCGCAAGGAACAAUGUCUUUCACGCGGCAUGAUGUGAGGGACCAGUCCAACCCUUUAUUGAAUCUAAUUUCGCCCGUAACGGCGUUAAUGGAGUCGUGGAAAUCUCGCCCGGGCAUGUCACACGCCAGAGGUGAGGGAUACCUGGGUCAGAACUGCAUCACGGACAGCAUGACGAGCUCGCCACUGAGACAACCGUCCUCAACGGCCAAAGUGUGUCUGGUUUGUGGAGACGAGGCAUCCGGAUGCCACUACGGCGUCGUGACAUGUGGAAGCUGCAAAGUGUUCUUCAAAAGAGCCGUGGAAGGUCAGCACAACUACCUGUGUGCCGGGAGAAAUGACUGCAUCAUUGACAAGAUCCGAAGGAAAAACUGUCCUGCAUGUCGCGUACGGAAGUGUCUCCAGGCCGGGAUGAACCUAGGAGCACGAAAGUCCAAGAAGUUAGGGAAGCUGAAGGGUGUCAGCGAGGACCUGCAGGGCUCUAAGGACGGCCAAACUGCCACAGGUGGCGGUGGAGGCGGUUACCUGUCGUCAGAGAAGGAGCUCAACGCCAGCGCUGCCACUGCCCUGGUGCCCCACGGGCCCUCGGUGAUCACACCUUUUCUGCCGCCCUCCAUCUGCAGUGUGUUGGAGCUGAUUGAGCCUGAGGAGGUGUACUCUGGCUAUGACAACACGCAGCCUGACACCACCGACCACCUGCUGUCCAGUCUCAACCGCCUGGCCGGAAAGCAGAUGGUACGCAUGGUGAAGUGGGCCAAAGUACUUCCAGGCUUCCGGGGCCUGCCCAUUGAGGACCAAAUCACCCUGAUCCAGUACUCGUGGAUGUGUCUGUCCUCCUUUUGCCUCAGCUGGCGCUCCUACAAACACACCAAUGGACAGAUGCUCUACUUUGCCCCUGACCUCAUCUUUAACGAGGAACGCAUGCAGCAGUCGGCCAUGUACGACCUGUGUCUGGGCAUGAGGCAGGUGAGCCAGGAGUUUCUACGACUGCAGCUUAACUACGAUGAGUUCCUCUCCAUGAAAGUCCUUCUGCUUCUCAGCACAGUUCCCAAAGACGGUCUGAAGAACCAGGCGGCGUUCGAGGAGAUGAGGGUUAAUUACAUUAAGGAGCUCCGGCGUUCAGUGGGGAAAGCAACCAACAACUCUGGCCAGACCUGGCAGCGCUUCUUCCAGCUCACCAAGCUACUGGACGCCAUGCAUGAUCUGGUGGGGAACCUGUUAGACUUCUGUUUCUACACCUUUCGUGAGUCCCAGGCCCUGAAGGUGGAGUUCCCCGAAAUGUUGGUGGAGAUCAUCAGUGACCAGAUACCAAAGGUGGAGUCGGGCCUCACUCACACAAUCUACUUCCACAAGAAGUGACUCCCUUAUUAACAGUCGGGUGAGAAGCAGCAUUAAGAACUGGAAGAAAUGGGGUAAAAAAGGUUCAAAAAGAGAAAAUGUGCGAGAAAAGGCCAGACCGGUUGGCCCGCACCCGGUCGCCCAGUAUGCCGGGGUCCUUCGUCUCGGAUGGGAAAGUGAAGCGACGC
Molecule: messenger RNA, 3260 nt
Organism: Anarrhichthys ocellatus (wolf-eel)
Lineage: Eukaryota; Metazoa; Chordata; Actinopteri; Perciformes; Anarhichadidae
Gene: nr3c2
Product: nuclear receptor subfamily 3, group C, member 2
Exons: 9
Coding region: 118-3093 (991 amino acids)
Biological process (GO): regulation of DNA-templated transcription
Molecular function (GO): sequence-specific DNA binding; zinc ion binding; DNA-binding transcription factor activity
Source: RefSeq, a predicted model, not a curated record